GUUCUGUGUUUCCCCUCUUCUCUCCAACUUUUCAUUUCCUGCCUUGCUUUUCUAUAACACAUUCCUGUCCUCCCCUGUCGUCGUCCUCCCCCCAUCCUGUGACUUCUCUUUGGGCUAUAAAUCCAUGAUUUGCACAUCAGGUCUGUUCCUUGGCUUUGGGGGAUGUUAGAGGGUAGGCAGCAGUGCGGGUGGGACGUGUACAGCUGAAGCCCUGCAAAGAAAAGUGGAAGAAGCAGCUUCAAAAGACAAAGGAAAGUCCUAUCUACACAGCAACAAGAGUGACAGCUCAGGAACCACAGAACAACAUGAAGCUUUCUCAGGCCUCUUCAUUCCUGCCCAUCUCUCUGUUCCUCCUUCCCCUUCUUCAGCUGCCAACGUUGCAAGGACAGGCCAUCAACACAGCUCAGCAACCACAACCAUGUGGAGAAGAUUCCUUUCCACUUGACUGUGAGGAUAUAUAUGAUCAAGGCUCAGAGACAGAUGGCGUGUACCUCAUCUUUCCAGCAGGUCCCAGCGUCCCUGUUCCUGUGUACUGUGACAUGACCACUGAUGAUGGAAAAUGGACGGUUUUCCAGAAACGCUUCAAUGGGUCAAUCAGUUUCUUUCGAGGAUGGAAUGACUACAGGUUUGGCUUUGGCAGAGCAGACAAUGAAUAUUGGCUCGGAUUGCAAAAUAUCCACCUCCUGACCCUGAAGCAGAAAUAUGAGCUACGUGUGGAGCUGGAGGACUUCGAGAAUAAUACAGCCUUUGCCAAAUAUGCUGACUUCUCACUUUCUCCGAAUGCAAUCAGUGCAGAGGAAGAUGGCUACACGCUCCAUGUAUCUGGCUUUACUGAUGGAGGGGCAGGAGAUUCAUUGUCCUAUCACAGUGGCCAGAAGUUCUCCACAUUUGACCGUGACCAAGACCUUUAUGUGCAGAACUGUGCAGCCCUCUCAUCAGGUGCUUGGUGGUUCAAGAGCUGCCAUUUUUCCAACCUCAAUGGCUUCUACCUUGGUGGACCCCAUCUGUCCUAUGCUAAUGGCAUUAACUGGUACCAGUGGAAAGGCUUCUACUAUUCUCUCAAGAGAAGUGAAAUGAAAAUACGUCGUGUUUGAGACCCAAGGCAUCUGGUGGCUCUUCCCAUUCUACUCUACAAGCCACUGGAAUCUUGAUGUAAAAUGAAUUUCCAAUUAUUAAUGUAUUUCAUUAUUUUGGCUCUAUUUUCCUACCAUUAGCAUGCAGCCUCCACCAAAUUAUCCCUCGGAGAACACAGCUCUCAAUAAAGAUACCCAUUUCUCAGGCCCUGCAUUAUUGGGAUCCAACACUACUGGACAGUCACUGAUGCCCCAUGCUGUCAGGGAUGCCACGAAUUACAACUAUUAUGGUAGCCACUAAUCUCCCUGCUCUUCCAGGAAACCCAGGCUUGUUUCAUCAUCAGCAAUAUUUCUGUUCAUGGAUUCAUAAGCCCAGCUCACCUCCUUCUAUUGGGUGUCUGCCAUUUUAAUGUCCCAAAAUGAAAUGCCCAAGACCAAGCACUGCAUUGGGAACAUAUCAGAAAUAGACCCCAUCUCUCUUCUAGCUGACUGCUCCUCUGCAGCAAUCCAGCAGGAAAAAAAUGGAGGAAGCUGGUAGUGGUUACAGUAGUAUCCCAGGCUAAUCUGCCUGCCUGAAUUGAUGAAACUGAGGCACAGUGUAUUGAGAGAACUGGGAGAAUGGUUCAUCUAAGCCAGGUUCCUGCCUGUCCCCACUCCCAGACCUAGAUAAAUCCUCCAGCAAAGAAUUUGUAAUGCUCAAAACUACAGUGACCAGAGGAUUUAGGACAGAACUCAGGAAUCUCUUAAAAAUGUUCAGAGAAGAUGUAUCCAGUCAGAAGUUUCUGGCAAAGUUUGAUAUGUUUCCACUUAAACUACAAAUGAAACAAUCAUGGGAACAAGUAUUGUAAGGUCCAGGGAAAAAGUUCCCAACCAAAGGAUGGUGACAGCAAUUAUCCUCUUUAUAUCUCUUUGUUUUUUUAGUUUUAAAAUGAAAGCCCAUUCUCCAAAGAUGGACAAUUGAGAGAUCAGUACAACUGUUAACAGUAGAAAGGCUUUUAAGGCCACCCUUUCUGGGUCAAGUCCGACACCUGUACAUCUACCCAAUCAUCAAAUUGUUUCUACAGCAUCUGUCUGGACAGUGACACGGUCCAAGUUCUAAAGUAAAAGUCUGAAGAUGGAAAU
Candoia aspera is the source of this 2195-nucleotide messenger RNA. RefSeq names its product microfibril associated protein 4 (gene MFAP4). The transcript is spliced from 6 exons. Lineage: Eukaryota; Metazoa; Chordata; Lepidosauria; Squamata; Candoiidae. Gene Ontology annotation, biological process: elastic fiber assembly. The record is from RefSeq and is a predicted model, not a curated record. The coding region runs from base 306 to 1094 and encodes 262 amino acids.